AUGGCUCUGCCAUCCUCGUCUUCCUUCGCCUACGAAUUCACCUAUGACGUGUUCCUCAGUUUUAAAGGCUCUGAUACUUGCCACGGUUUUACCGGCAAUCUUUACAAAGCCCUUCAUGACAGCGGAAUCCGCACCUUCAUUGACGAUGACGAGCUUCAAAAGGGUGAGGAAAUCACACCUGCACUUGAAGAGGCAAUCAAACAGUCAAGGAUUGCCAUCGUUGUGCUCUCCAAGGACUAUGCUUCUUCUUCGUUUUGCUUGGAUGAACUUUCCAACAUCAUUGAUUGCGUCAAGGCUAAGGGUAGGCUCGUUUGGCCGGUUUUCUAUGACGUUGAUCCUUCUCACGUGCGAAAGCAGGAAGGGACUUACGGGGAAGCCAUGGUUAUGCAUGAGAAGAGGUUCAUGGAUAACAUGGAUAGGUUGCAGAAAUGGAAGACAGCUCUCAAACAAGUUGCUAACUUGUCUGGUUGGCAUUUCAAAUUGGUGUUUGCUAUGGUACCCUAA
This is a messenger RNA of Lotus japonicus, 504 nucleotides long. RefSeq names its product disease resistance protein RPV1-like. The transcript has a single exon. The record is from RefSeq and is a predicted model, not a curated record. Gene Ontology annotation, biological process: signal transduction. NCBI's taxonomy places the organism in Eukaryota, Viridiplantae, Streptophyta, Magnoliopsida, Fabales, Fabaceae. The coding region runs from base 1 to 504 and encodes 167 amino acids.